UUGUAGUCAACGUUGGAGUCAGGGAAACUGACUCAGCUUUCCUUCAGUACUUUUUCUUUCCCAUCUCCUCAACAUACGAUCAAAUCGAUAACCCUUUGAUUUAUUAUUAUUAUUUUCUAUAUCAAAUUAAUCGCUUCUGUGAUUUUUUCUUGAAAAUUCUAUAUUGGAAAUAAUGCUAGAGAAGAUCGGAUUGCCGGCAAAACCAUCACUCAGAGGGAAUAAUUGGGUGGUUGAUGCCUCACAUUGCCAAGGCUGUUCCUCUCAAUUUACCUUCAUCAAUCGCAAGCAUCAUUGCCGAAGAUGUGGGGGUAUAUUUUGCAACAGUUGUACACAGCAAAGGAUGGUGCUGCGUGGUCAAGGUGAUUCACCUGUUAGGAUUUGUGAACCAUGUAAACAACUAGAAGAGGCAGCUCGUUUUGAGUCGCGUUAUGGUAACAAAAGUAGAGCUGCGCGAGGAAGUUCUAAAUUGACCUCAAAGAACGAGGAUGAAAUUUUGAACCAGAUAUUAAGCAAUGAUGUGAUUUCCAGGACAAGUAGCAGCAGUGCUUCAUGCUCUACUACUCAACAAGUUUCCAGUCUUGAUAGUGGCGGAGAAAUAAAUAGAAGUUAUUCUGUUAAUGAUACUAAUCUUGUACAGAAUGAAAUAGGAUCGUCAAUCAGUCCUGAGGAAUUGCGAAAGCAGGCUGUAGAUGAAAAGAAGAGGUAUAAGAUUUUGAAAGGAGAGGGGAAGUCUGAGGAAGCAAUGAAAGCAUUUAAGAGAGGGAAAGAGCUCGAGAGGCAGGCUGAUGCUUUGGAGAUUUCUAUAAGGAAAAAUCGUAGGAAGGUCUUGUCUUCUGGGCAUAUGGCUGAGACCCAGAGUAAAGAUGGUUCUAAAGAAUCUGGCAGAAAAAGUAAAGGCGUCGCUCAAGUAGUUAAAGAGAAGGAUGAUCUUACUGCUGAACUAAGAGAAUUGGGUUGGACUGAUAUGGAUACCCAUGAUGCAGACAAAAGAUCAGUAGGUAUGAGUUUGGAGGGUGAACUAUCUUCUCUUCUUGGAGACACCUCUCAGAGUGCUAAUAAGGAUGUGGGGACUAGUGGCAUUGACAAGACCCAGGUUGUUGCACAUAAAAGGAAGGCUCUCACGUUAAAGCGUGAAGGAAAGCUUGCAGAAGCCAAGGAAGAAUUAAAGAAAGCUAAAAUCUUAGAAAAGCAGCUUGAAGAACAAGAACUCAUGGGUGGGACUGAAGAUUCUGAUGACGAGAUAUCUGCACUAAUCCGUAGUAUGGAUGAUGAUAAACAGGAUGAUUUGUUAGCUGGAUAUGAGCAGGAUCAUGGUUUUGAUUUCAAUCACCUCAUUGGAACAGCUGAUAAUCUUGAGGAUGAUAGAAACUUGGAAGUAACAGAUGAAGAUCUGAUGGACCCUGAAAUAGCAGCUACACUGAAAUCAUUGGGUUGGAGUGAUGAUUAUGACAAUCAGCAAAACAAUGGGGCCCAAAUUGACAAGGAAGCACUUUUAAGUGAAAUUCAUGCAUUGAAGAUGGAGGCACUUAACCACAAAAGGGCAGGUAAUGUUGCAGAGGCUAUGGCACAACUGAAGAAGGCAAAGUUACUUGAAAGGGACCUGGGAUCUCUGGAGGGUGAAAAUUACACUUUAAAAACACAAAAUUACCCAACUAUUCAUAAAGGUUCAAUUUCUCAAAAUAUUCCUGAAAAGAAAGAUGUGGGUUCUAAACUUGCACCAAAGAAUAGAUUGAUGAUCCAGAAGGAGCUUCUGGCUUUGAAAAAGAAGGCUCUCACUUUGAGAAGAGAAGGAAGAUUGGAUGAGGCUGAGGAAGAAUUAAAGAAAGGCAGGAUUUUGGAACAACAGCUUGAGGAUAUGGACAAUGCUUCAAAGGCUAAGGACACGCAGGUGACUGUUGGUAGUAAGGACCCAAAUUUGGUAGUUGAAAAUUUUGAUAUCUAUGAAAAAGUGCUGCUUGUGGAGGGGGAAGAGGAUGUGACAGAUCAAGAUAUGCGUGAUCCCACGUACAUUUCUCUUCUAAGCAACUUGGGUUGGAAAGAAGAUAAUGAGCCUGCCAGCGGUACAAUGAAACGUCCCAAUGAAAAUGGUAUUCAUUCUAUUGAAAUUGAUGAGCCCUCAGUUCUUCCCACAGGCAAUAUUUCAUCGAGGACAUCGAGAAGAACUAAAGGUGAAAUACAGAGGGAACUCUUAGCCCUGAAAAGAUCGGCUCUUGCUCUAAGGCGUGAAGGGAAGAUGGAUGAGGCAGAGGAAGUCCUUAGCUCUGCGAAGGUAUUAGAGACCCAGGUGGCAGAGGCAGAAGCAUCAUUCCCAAGAGAAAUAUUGGUUGAUUCUAACAGGUCUAAGGAUGAGGAUAAUGAGUUUGAAGAUAAUAAAAAUAAUGGGUCUGUCUGCCCUCCUUUCAGACUUUCGAAGGAAUAUGAUAAUCACUUUCUUCAAAUCAUGGAACCUUCAGUUAUUCAUAUGCCUUCAAUUGUUUCAUCAUCGACAUUGAGGAGUAAAGGUGAAAUACAGAGGGAACUCUUAGGCCUGAAGAGAAAGGCUCUUGCUCUGAGACGCGAAGGUAAGACUGAUGAGGCAGAGGAAGUGCUUAGAUCUGCAAAAGCAUUAGAAACUCAGAUAGUGGAGCUAGAAGCUUCAAAGAAAGAAAUUCAGGUUGAAUCCAACAGGGCGAAGGAUGAAAUAACUAGGGCUCCUCUUGCAAGUGCAACUGAGGAAGGAGACGCUGAUGAUGUUACAGAGGAAGAUAUGUAUGACCCUGCUUUACUCUUAACACUAAUGAAUUUGGGGUGGAAAGAUGAGUUUCAACCUGUAGCUGCAGAAGGAGAGGUGUCUAAAAAUGCUUCUGUUAGUUCCGUUUAUUCCACUCACCCAUCUGUAGUUCCAUCUUCUUCCAGCAUUUCAGCUGGGACAGCACGUGGUAAAGGAGAAGCCCGACGAAAUCAUGUGGGAGGAGAAGUUGAUCCCUUGGAUAAAAUAGUAACCCUUGGUAAUGUAGGAAAAAAACAAGGGAGUGAGUUUACUCCACCUCACCAGUCUGGAAACAUAAUGGACUUGCUGACAGGUGAUGGCAGAAAUUGUUCUCAACUAACAGCGUUAGAACCAAGAGGUAUAGUCAACUUUGGUUUGGAUGUGUCCUCCUUGCCUCAAGCUCAUGUUCAGGCUGCGACCUUGUCAAGUUCUUCUAGAAAUCUCAGAAGUAAAGAACAUAAUGUCAGCUUUGGUUCAGAUGCUUCAUGUCAGGCUCAGGGCCAUGCUCGUGUAGACUCUUUGACAAGCACUCCUGAAAAUCUAGGGACCAAGGUAAAUGUAACAACUAAAAUGAGGGAAGAAAUAGUUGCUGCAGAUGAGAAGCAGCAUACUGGCGAAACAAAUUCCCAAGGAUUGACUUCUCAAAACAACCAAAGUUCUCUUCGGCAAGAAGUUUUGGCUCGUAAGAGGAAGGCAGUUGCUUUAAAGAGAGAAGGAAAAUUGUUGGAGGCUCGAGAAGAACUUCGGCAGGCUAAGCUGCUAGAGAAGAGUUUGAAGGUAGAUACCACAGUGAUGGAACCUGGUACAUGCAAUGUGUCAACAUCUAUGUUGACUGCUCCUCCCGUUCGACAAAAAGAGCCUGGCACAUCAAAUUUGGCUACAAAAACAUUGUCUGGGCGUGAUCGUUUUAAGUUACAGCAGGAAUCUCUUAGCCACAAACGUAAAGCUCUGAAACUAAGAAGAGAAGGCCGAAUGGAAGAAGCAGAAGCCGAAUUUGAAUUGGCCAAGGCUCUUGAAGUGCAGUUGGAGGAGAUAGCUUCUCAAAGUUCUGCCAAGUCAGAACCAGCAGAUGAUGUAGUGGUUGAAGAUCUUCUUGAUCCUCAACUACUAUCAGCCCUCAGAGCUAUUGGUAUUGAAGAUGCUAAUGUUGCAUCAAAAGGGCCUGAGAGACUAGAGCCUGUGGAAGUUAUUCUUGGCAAGGGAGAAAAUGUUAUCCAGGAGAGAAUUCAGUUGGAAGAGCAGAUGAAGGCAGAGAAGGUCAAGGCAGUAAAUUUAAAACGGGCAGGGAAGCAAGCUGAGGCUUUGGAAGCAUUUAGGCGGGCUAAAUUAUUUGAAAAGAGACUAAACUCUUUGGCUUCAAGUUGAAGAAUAAAUAAUGCAACAUGAAAGGGAAGUGGUGUUUCCAGCAAUGGGCGAUAUCUUUUAUGUUUUCAGGUAACUGUCUAGGUGAUUUCACUGUGGAAACAAUAUGAAUGAACUUUUCCAAAUGCAUAAAAAUUUCCAUGAUAGAAACUAAAGUGAAACUGUACCAUUGUUCAAAAUCUUUUUGUACCUAAAAGAAUUCCAUAUUAAGAAAGAAGAUGAAGGUUCUUAUAAGAAAUCGUAUAAUACGGGCAACAUUAACUUUUAUUUGAAGUGGAAAACGAAGUUGAUGUUGUUAGCUUCAUGAUCAAAGUUGUUUGUUAGUUAUGAUGCUAUAUCACCGAGCCUUUAACACAGUAGAAAGCUUCACUAUUUUCAAGCUUAUGUUUUAUGAGCACCGAGUGAAUUGUGGGAAGAUAAGGUGUGAUGGUUGUGCAGACAAAACGAUGGAUAUACAAAUGGUUAAUAUAUCUUUAGGGAUUAUUGUGCA
Messenger RNA from Ricinus communis (castor bean), 4601 nucleotides. RefSeq lists its product as uncharacterized. The record is from RefSeq and is a predicted model, not a curated record. Gene Ontology annotation, molecular function: metal ion binding; protein binding. NCBI's taxonomy places the organism in Eukaryota, Viridiplantae, Streptophyta, Magnoliopsida, Malpighiales, Euphorbiaceae. Bases 173 to 4114 code for a protein of 1313 amino acids. The transcript has 3 exons.